Molecule: messenger RNA, 2526 nt
Organism: Phyllostomus hastatus (greater spear-nosed bat)
Lineage: Eukaryota; Metazoa; Chordata; Mammalia; Chiroptera; Phyllostomidae
Gene: RBCK1
Product: RANBP2-type and C3HC4-type zinc finger containing 1
Exons: 13
Coding region: 369-1901 (510 amino acids)
Biological process (GO): protein linear polyubiquitination; proteasome-mediated ubiquitin-dependent protein catabolic process; positive regulation of canonical NF-kappaB signal transduction
Cellular component (GO): LUBAC complex
Molecular function (GO): ubiquitin-protein transferase activity; ubiquitin binding
Source: RefSeq, a predicted model, not a curated record
GUCGGGGAAUCGGGAGUCCAUUGGGGGUGGAUUAAGGCUGCUCAGGGCUGACUGAGCGCCCGGGGCCGCUGUGGACUGUAGCAGGGCAGUGUGCGCCAGCAACCGCCUAGGGUGGCCGGGCGCCGGGGACCGGAGGGGGGUCCUGGCUUGUCUUCUAUCCCAGGCCCAGGCCCCGGUCCUCGGGUAGUGUGAUGCUACCCGACUGCUGCAGGGGACACCGAGGCACGAAGGGGGCUUGGGCCACGCUGGAGGCCACCGGCAGGGGCUGAUUUGCUCCUGAUCGCUCUUCCUCUGCCUGGUGACCUGGAGAUAUAGCAUUUCCCCGGAGCUAGAGCCCCCUCCUGGGGUGAUGGGAGCAACCACGCGAGAUGGACGAGAAGACCAAGAAAGCCGAGGAGAUGGCCCUGAGACUGACCCGAGCAGUGGCUGGCGGGGACGAGCAGGUGGCUAUGCAGUGUGCCAUCUGGCUGGCAGAGCAGCGCGUGCCCGUGAGAGUGCAGCUGAAGCCGGAGGUCUCCCCAACACAGGACAUCAGGCUGUGGGUGAGGGUGGAAGACGCUCAGAUGCACACGGUCACCAUCUGGCUCACAGUGCACCCUGACAUGACAGUGGCUUCCCUCAAGGACAUGGUGUUCCUGGACUACGGCUUCCCAGCGGCCCUGCAGCAGUGGGUGAUUGGGCAGCGGUUGGCCCGGGACCAGGAGACACUCCACUCGCACGGGGUGCGGCGGAACGGCGACCGUGCCUACCUCUACCUGCUGUCGGCCCGCAACACCUCCCUCAGCCCCCAGGAGCUGCAGCGGGAGCGCCAGCUGCGGAUGCUGGAAGAUCUGGGCUUCAAGGACCUCACGCUGCAGUCCAGGGGCCCAUUGGAGCUGGCACCCCCGAAGCCUGGGGCCCCCCAGGAGCCGGGUCAGGGGCAGCCCGACACCACUCUGGAGCCCCCACCGGUGGGCUGGCAGUGCCCCGGCUGCACCUUCAUCAACAAGCCCACGCGCCCUGGCUGCGAGAUGUGCUGCCGGGCGCGGCCCGAGAACUACCAGGUGCCCCCCACGUACCAGCCCGACGCGGAGGAGCGAGCGCGGCUGGCGGGGGAGGAGGAGGCGCUGCGCCAGUACCAGCAGCGGAAGCAGCAGCAGCAGGAGGGGAACUACCUGCAGCACAUCCAGCUGGAUCAGAGGAGCCUGGUGCUGAACACGGAGCCCGCCGAGUGCCCUGUGUGCUACUCGGCGCUGGCACCCGGCGAGGCUGUGGUGCUGCGGGAGUGUCUGCAUACCUUCUGCAGGGAGUGUCUGCAGGGCACCAUCCGCAACAGCCAGGAGGCAGAGGUCGCCUGCCCCUUCAUCGACAACACCUACUCGUGCUCGGGCAAGCUGCUGGAGAGGGAGAUCCGGGCGCUGCUGAGCCCCGAGGAGUACCAGCGGUUCCUGGACCUGGGCAUCUCCAUCGCCGAGAACCGCAGUGCCUUCAGCUACCACUGCAAGACCCUGGACUGCAAGGGCUGGUGCUUCUUCGAGGACGACGUCAACGAGUUCACCUGCCCCGUGUGUUUGCGCGUCAACUGCCUGGUCUGCAAGGCCAUCCACGAGAAGAUGAACUGUAAGGAGUACCAGGACGACCUGGCCCUGCGGGCUCAGAAUGACGUGGCUGCCCGGCAGACAACAGAGAUGCUGAGGUCCAUGCUGCAGCAGGGCGAGGCCAUGCACUGCCCACAGUGCCGGAUCGUGGUGCAGAAGAAGGACGGCUGUGACUGGAUCCGCUGCACUGUCUGCCACACGGAGAUCUGCUGGGUCACCAAGGGCCCGCGCUGGGGUCCGGGGGGCCCCGGAGACACCAGCGGGGGCUGCCGCUGCCGGGUGAAUGGGAUCCCCUGCCACCCCAGCUGUCAGAACUGCCACUGAGACGCUGGUGGCCCUGUGCCUAUGCCGACCCAGCCCCAUGUCCACAAGUUGCUGUAGAAGAGGGCAGGGGCUUUGGCUGUGAUUUCUGGCUUGGGAGAUGCCUUUGUGCUUGGCUGAGACAGGGGUCCCCCAGAGGCCAAGGCCCUGAGCUGCAUGGAUGAUGGCCUUGUUUGCUACGGUGUUGCAAGCGCCCUGCCUGAGCUGGCCGUUGUCCACAGCCGCCUCUGCCCCAGUGCCUUUGCCUUUCCCUGGGGCUUGCUGGCCAGACCUCUCACCUCUUCCUUGCGGCUCCCACUCUGCCUGACCCAGCCUGAAACACAGCCCUGGCCAGAGGCCUUGUGGGAUGGAGCCUCCAAGAGCCCCGUGUGAGCCCACACACUCCCACCCCCCUUCCGCCAUGUCUCCCGCACCGGAGCACUCACACCUGCCACUUCCCGUCGGCCUUCUGGGGCCGACCUUUCUCUGGCUUUGCUGUUGGAGGCCUGGGGCCCCUUGGAACUGCUGCUAAUUCUCUUCGGAGUCCAGAGGGAGACCUGGUGGUUUCUGGAGCACAGCCCACCUGGCCCAGGUUCUGCCGCUCCCUCUUUGCCACUGGUGUAAGCUAAUUAAAGUGGUUUUCCAGGAA